This is a messenger RNA of Lodderomyces pseudojiufengensis, 6729 nucleotides long. It is a transcript of the gene CDC39, whose product is annotated as CCR4-NOT core subunit. The record is from RefSeq and is a predicted model, not a curated record. Gene Ontology annotation, biological process: nuclear-transcribed mRNA catabolic process, deadenylation-dependent decay. The coding region runs from base 1 to 6729 and encodes 2242 amino acids. Lineage: Eukaryota; Fungi; Ascomycota; Pichiomycetes; Serinales; Debaryomycetaceae. The transcript has 2 exons. Gene Ontology annotation, cellular component: CCR4-NOT core complex; P-body. Gene Ontology annotation, molecular function: molecular adaptor activity.
AUGUCAUUUUUAUAUAGUGGAGGCCAAAGUCAAAAACUGGAAAAUAAAGAAGAAUCAAAUAUUACAAAUAAAAACAAUACACCACUUGCAUAUAAAAUAGAUAAUCCUGAAUUAUCUAAAAUUUUAAUUAAUCAAAUUUCAAUAUUAAUUACUACUGUUACUUUAUCAUCUAUAGAAUCUCAUUUUUUACAAAUUCAUUUCAUUUUAAGUAAACAAACCAAGAAUCCAAUUAUAAUUAAUAAUUAUUACGAAAAAUUAGUUAAUUGUAUAAGACUUAGUAACUUUAAAUCAAAAGAAUUAAAUCCAAUUGAAGAAUUAAUUAAUAAAGAAUUAAUUCAAAUAGAUAUAGAUUUACAAUAUUGUGAUUUAUUCUUUACACAUCUUGAUAAAUUAAAUUUUGAAAAAAUUAAUAUCCUUGAAUUUAUUGAAAAAUUUAAAGUCAAACUUAUAUUAUCAUUUAUUUUAGUUGUCAGAUAUCAAAAUAAAUCAAAUUCUGAACAAGUUAAAUCAUAUAUUAAAGAUAAAUCAACGGAUUUAAUUAAUUUAAUUUCAACAAACAAAUUCCCAACAAAUUAUAAUUGGAAUUUAUUAUUAGAUUAUAUUUUGAAUAAACCUUACUUCCCAUUUUUUGGAAAAUUAUUAACUUUAAAUUCAAUAAAAGCCUUUAAACUUUCAUUAACACCAAUUGAUAAAUUUUAUCAAAACUUGUUAAAUAUGUCUUUUAAACAUUUUAUUAAUGAAAUUGGGUUUGAAAAUAUAAUACCUGAAAAAUUAUUAUCUAAUCUUGUACAGUUAAAACCUGAAGAAAUUGAUUCAAGUAUUGCUUUAGUAUUAUCUGAAAUUUUAAUACCUGGUUCACAAGGUAUUGUUCAUUCUUAUCAAUCUCAAUUAAGUUUACCUGAAGCUAAUGCAAAAGGAGCACAAUUAAAAUCUUCAUUUAUUGCAAUAGAACAACAAGCAAGAUUAAAUAUAAAUUGGUAUGAAGUUUUUAAUCAUGUACAUCAAAAUUUAUUUGAAUCAAGUAAAAGAAAUAUUCAACCAUCAGUAGCAAGUGUUAUACAAUUUUUAUCUUCAUUAGAUUUUAAACAAGGACCAUUGGAUAUUUUUUUAAAUUAUGAUUGGUGGUUUGAUAAAACCUUGUUGUAUAUUUUACAAUCAUCAGAUGGAUCACAAGGAAGUUAUGAUAUUUCAUUACUGCAAAAUUUAGCUCUUUGUUUUGAAGAAGAUAAAUCAACAUUAGCAUCAAUACCACCACCACAGCAAUCUCGUAGAAAUAUUUUAAAAUUUAUAAAUAUUGGUAAAUUAGAAUUACUGGUUAUAAAUAAAAUUCAAACACAAGAAAAUCAACAUCAACAAUUAACUGAUCAAGAUCGUAAAUUAAAUUCAUUUUUAAAUCAAAUAUUUGAACAUGAUUAUAGAGUAUUUCCAGAAUAUAUCUUGGCAGCUGCAUUAUCAAUGGUUGAAAAAUCACAAUUUGUUAAAGAUUUAAUUGAUACUUUAUUUUAUCUUUUAAUGGAUAGUGAAUCAAUUGCAUUACCUAAAAUUUUAAAAAUUUUACAAGAAAAUGGACAAUCUUCAAAUAAAAUUAUUGAAUAUUUUAAAAAUAGAAAUAACAUUGAAGCAGCUCAUAAAGUUGUGAUCAUAGCAUUAAAAAAUAAUAUCUUGCAAGAUAUUUUACAAAAAUUAUGGAAUAUAGAUUUAAAAUUUGCUCUUAAACUAUUGGUUGAAUCAAGUUUUUAUGAUUUUGAUUAUAAAAAGGAAUUGGAAUUAAAAUUUAAAGAUCCACAAUUGAAGAGUUUAGUUUAUCAAAAUUUACUUGAAGUAUUGAAUGAAAGAGCACAAAAGGAUUAUGAAACGAGUCAACAACAUCAACAACAACAACAACAACAGCAACAACCACCUCAACCUAAUCCAGUGACUUUUCCCGUUUUAAAAAUCCAAACUUCAUAUUAUUUACUAGAAGUCUUAAAAAGCAGUAAUGGAUUAGUAGAUUUAGAAAAAUUAAAAAACUUACAAAUUUUAUUAUUAACAACAUAUCCAAGAUUAAUAAAUUUUGGUAAUGGAUCAGAUGAAAUAAUUUUACAAAAUGAAUCAAAAUCUCCUUUUUUCCCAAUUGAAGUUGAAAUUGAAAUGAAAGAUUAUUAUUCCAAGAUGUAUAGUAAAGCAAUAGAUAUUCCUGAAAUUAUUGAUAUAUUAAUUAAAAUGAAAUCAAGUAAUGAUCCUCAUCAACAAGAUGUUUUUGCAUGUAUGAUUCAUUCAUUAUUAGAUGAAUAUAAAUUUUUUGCAGAAUAUCCUUUAGCUGCAUUAGCUUCAACUUCUUUAUUAUUUGGUGCAUUAUUAGAAAAUGAUUUAAUUCAUGGAACAACUUUAACUGUUGCAUUAAAUUUUAUUUGGGAAUCAUGUAAUCAACCUCCAGAAUCUAAAUUAUUUAAAUUUGCUGUUCAAUCAUUAUAUAAUUUCAAAUCAAAAUUACAUGAAUAUCCAAUUUAUUGUAAACAUUUAUUAGAAUGUAGAUCAUUAUCUACUCAUUCAAAAAUGUAUCAAAUUGUAAAAGAUGCUGCUAAUGGUAUUGCUUGUGGUAAAACUGGAACAACAACUCAAGUUUCAACUCCUGAUAUUGGUCAUAAAUAUCAAUCUAUAAAUUAUGUUGAACAUACAAUUGGUUCUAUAAAACAAGAGCAACCAGAUGAAGAAGUUAAAGAUAAAUUAUUAUUCCUUGUAAAUAAUAUGACUUCAGAAAAUUUAAGACUUGUUGAAUUUCAAGAAUAUUUAAAAGAACAAUAUUUUUCAUGGUUUGCUGAUUAUUUAGUUGGUGAUAGAGCUAAACAAGAACCAAAUAAUCAUUCAUUGUAUGCUGACUUAGUUAAAUCUUUUAAAAAUGCCAUAUUCACCGAAUAUGUAAUGAAUACUACAAUAAGAGAAGUAAUUGAGAGUAUUAAAUUAAGUAAUGAUAAUAAAAGACAUAAUUUAAAAAAUUUAGGUGCUUGGUUAGGUAUGAUAACUUUAGCAAAUGAUAAACCUUUGAAACGAAAUUUAAUUGCAAUUAAAUUUUUAUUAGUUGAAUCUUUUGAUUUUAAAUCAUUACCAUUAAUAUUACCAUUUGUUUGUAAAAUUUUAUCACAAGCUCAAUAUUCAAAAGUUUUUAAACCACCAAAUCCUUGGGUAUUGGGUAUUUUAGAAGUCUUGGUUGAAUUAUAUCAUAAUGCUGAUUUAAAAUUACAAUUAAAAUUUGAAAUUGAAGUAUUAUUUAAUUCAUUAAAUUUAAAAAUUAAAAAUUUUAAUCAAAGUUCAAUUAUAAGAGAUCAUAAUCCAGAUCCAACUAAUUUAGCUAUAAAAUUUGGAGUUUUACCUCAACCAGGUAAUAAUUUAACAAAUGGUUUUUCAAGAUUAAGUUUAGAUUCUUCUUCUCAACAACCUUUAAGUGGAGAUUUACCUUUCUUUCAACAAGGUGGUGAAAAACAAUUUCAACAACAACAACUUCAACACCCAAUGUUACAACAGCCGCAAGCCAACCCUAUCCAACUUCAGCAACAACAACAACAACAACCGCAACCACAGCAAUCUCAACCGCAACAAUCACAACCUCAACAAUUACCACAACAACAACCACAACCUCAACAACAACCUCAAGCAGAACCCGGUUUGGAUACAAGUUUCAGUGCUCUUGCAGGUAAUUCGAUAUUCACACAACAUGCUAAUUUAAGAAGAGCAUUUCAAGCUUCAUUAUCUAGAGCAGUUCGUGAAUGUGCUAUACCAAUAAUGAAUAGAGUUUCAGAAGCAGUUUUAAUCACCACAGAAUUUCUAAUUAAAAAAGAUUUUGCAACUGAAAGAGAUGUUGAUAAAAUUAGAAAAAGUUAUCAUAAAUUAGCUCAACAAUUAUCUCAUAGUAUGGUUUUAUGUAGUGGUAAAAAAUUAUUAUCUGAAACUAUUGAAGCUACAAUGUUACAAUUAUUGGGUAAUAAUCCAAAUGAAAUUCCAAUGAUUGAAUUAAGUAAUGCUAUUCAAGCUAAUGUUGGAUUAUGUGUUGAUAUUGUUGAUAAAAUUGCUUCAACAAAUAUUUCAGAUUUAAUUGAAGAAAAAAUGAAACCAUAUAUUUUAAAACGUGAACGUAAUAGAUUAGAUGAAACAUUUAUUGAAGAAGGAACUCCUGAAUAUUCAUUAAGAUUACCUGAACCAUUAGGAUUAAGUCCAAAGGGAUUAAGUGCUCAACAACUCAAAAUUUAUCAACAAUUUGGUGAACUUAGAGGUGAUCAAUUAACUCAACGUUUAGGACCUGGUGUUGCUCCUCCACCAGGAGUUGCUACAAAUUUAGUACAACCACAACCACAACAACCUCAAUUACAUACUCAACCAUCAUUAACUCAACCAUUACCAACUCAACAACAACAACCCCAACCUCAACCUCAAACCCAACAGCAACAACUUGCUCAUGAUUUCCCAGUACAACAACCUCCUACACAUUUAAUACAAGAAGAUGUUAUAUCUCAAGAACAUUUAUUUACUGCCAUUACCCAGCUUUGUGAAAAGGCAAUUCAAAUGGUUUCAGAAGUUCCAGAAAAUAAAUUAUCUGAUUUACCACCAAAUCAUCCAAUAAUGGCUACAUUAACUCAAGCAUUAGCAAUAGCUCAACAAAAUGCUUUAAAAUAUCCAGAUUUAUUAUUAAAAGCAGCUCAAUAUGCUGUAAAUUGUUUAUUUACUCAAAUUCAUGAUAAUCCAAUGACUAAUGAAGUUUAUGUUGUUAUAUUAGAUAAAUUAUGUGAUUAUUCUCCAUCAACUGCAAAAGAUGUUACUUGGUGGUUAGUUCAUUCAUCAGAUCAAAGAAAAUUUAAUAUGCCUGUUAUUUUAUCUUUAUUAAAAGUUCAAUUAAUUCAACCAAUAAAAUUAGAUGCUUCAUUAGGUAAAUUAAUUAAAGAAUCUUUUAAUCCAUCAGUUAUUAAAUUUAGUUCAAGUUUAUUAUUAAAUAUUUUUAAAUCUGAUGAUACAACUCGUCCAAUUGCUUUAAGAUCUGAAUUUGCAAAUACUUUAGAUGCAUUAUAUGAUUUUAAAAAUAAAGAACAAUUUACAACAGAAGAAAAUGAAGCAAAAGAAGAAACUGAUAAAUUAUUCGAUGCUUUAAGUGUUUCUCCUAAUUCUUUAACUUCAUUAUCAUCAAAUGAAUUAUUUUCUCAAUUAGGUUAUGUUUUUGCAGAAUGGGUUAGAUUAUUAACUCAUGGAAAUGAAGAUACUAAAAUAGCUCAAGAUAAAUUUGUUGCUGAAUUAAUUGAUUCUGGUAUUUUAACUAAUCCAGAAUAUUUUAGAACAUUUUGGAAAGCAGCUAUUGAAAUAUCUACAAUUUUAUUUACUACAGAACAUGAAUUAAGAAGUAGGACUCAACAUGAAGCUUAUUUAUCAGUUGAUAGUUUAGCUAUAUUAGCAAUUAAAAUUGUAUUAUGUAUUGAAUCUAAUGAUCAAGCUAUUCAAUAUUUGAAAAAAAUUGUAUCAGUUGUUUUAUUAAGUUUAAUUAAUGAACAUGAAGAUGCUAAGUCAACAUGGAAUGAAAGAGCAUAUUUUAGAUUUUUUUCAUCAUUAUUAUCUACAUGGAGUGAUGCUUCAAUUUUAGAUGAAGAUGCUACAAAAUCACUUGAUGUUGAAUUUUAUGAAUUUAUGGGACAAAUUUUUAAUUCUUUACAACCUUUAGUUUUCCCAGGUUUUACAUUUGCUUGGAUUUCAUUAAUUAGUCAUAGAAUGUUUUUACCUAAAAUAUUAGAAUUACAGGAAAAAGUUGGAUAUGGAAUAGCUGUUAAAUUAUUAUCAUCAUUAUUAAAAUUUCAACAAACUUAUCAAAGUAGGAAUAAUAAUGCAGAAGUUUUAAAUGUUGUAUAUAAAGCAAUUAAUAGAAUUUUUGUUGGUUUAUUACAUGAUUAUCCUGAAUUUUUAGUUGAAUGUCAUUAUCAAUUAGUAACUGCAAUACCAAGAAGUUAUAUUCAAUUAAAAAAUAUAGUAUUAUCAGCUACUCCAAAAUCAAUUGUUGUACCUGAUCCAUUUACUCAAGGUUUAAAAGUUGAAAGAUUACCAGAAAUAAACGAUGCUCCAUCAAUUUAUUACAAACCAAUAGAAGAUUUAUCAAAAAUUGGAUUGAAAAAACCAGUUGAAAAUUUUUUAAGAAUUCCAUCACCAAAUUUAAUGAAAUCUAUUUAUAAUGGAUUAAAAUUAAAUAAUCCUAAAAAUACUGAUGAAUUUGGUUAUUCGGAGGUAAUAAAUUUCAAUACAAAAUUAAUUAAUGCAUUAGUUUUACAUGUUGGAAUGAAUGUAGUUGCAGAUAGAUCACCAAAUAAUAGAGGUUUCAAUACAAAAACAUCACAAGUUGCAUUAUUAGUUGAUUUAAUGAAUAAUGGAAGUAAUGAAUUUAAAUAUAUUAUGAUUAAUAGUAUAGCAAAUCAAUUAAGAUAUCCAAAUAGUCAUACUCAUUGGUUUAUUGGAAUAAUGUUACAUUUUUUUAGUUCAAAUUCAAUUUGGAAUAAUACUGGUUCAAAUAAUACAAAAUUAAUAAUUCAAGAAAUUAUAACUAGAGUAUUAUUAGAAAGAAGAAUUGUAAAUAAACCACAUCCUUGGGGUUUAACUAUAUUAUUUACAGAAUUAGUUAAAAAUGAAAGUUAUGGAUUUUUUGAAUUACCAUUUGUUAAAAAUGCAAUGGAUGAAAUAAGUGUUAUUUUUGAUACACUUUCUACAAAUGUUAAAGGAUCGAGUUAG